This is a messenger RNA of Papilio machaon (common yellow swallowtail), 1702 nucleotides long. It is a transcript of the gene bbc, whose product is annotated as cholinephosphotransferase 1. Gene Ontology annotation, molecular function: ethanolaminephosphotransferase activity; diacylglycerol cholinephosphotransferase activity. The record is from RefSeq and is a predicted model, not a curated record. Lineage: Eukaryota; Metazoa; Arthropoda; Insecta; Lepidoptera; Papilionidae. Bases 158 to 1663 code for a protein of 501 amino acids. The transcript is spliced from 10 exons. Gene Ontology annotation, cellular component: endoplasmic reticulum membrane; Golgi apparatus. Gene Ontology annotation, biological process: phosphatidylethanolamine biosynthetic process.
UGUGUGUCUGUGUGUUAUGUCAGUGUCAGACUGUCAGAUAUGCUUGUGCGAAUGUGCGAAUUUUCGUGUUCGUUUUGAUAAUUUGGCAAAUAGUGAUUCAAAUAAUUUAUCUUACGUGUAUAUAACUAUUCGUUAAAUGUCGUGACAGUGCAAUAAAAUGCAGUUCUAUAAGGAAAGGAUUUUGAACGCUGCACAGUUAAAAAGAUUAAGUGAACAUAAAUAUUCGUGUACCAGUGCUAGUAUAUUGGACGCAUGGCUUCAACCUUGGUGGUGCUGGCUGGUGUCUAAGACGCCGCUAUGGCUCGCUCCGAAUCUCAUUACAAUUUUAGGUCUAAUUGUAAAUGUAGUGACAACAUUAAUUUUAGUUUGGUACAGUCCUGAUGCGCGCCAGGAUGUGCCGCGGUGGGCGUGCGCGGCGUGUGCGCUGGGCGUAUUCGUUUACCAGAGCCUGGACGCUAUCGAUGGCAAGCAGGCGCGUCGCACCGGAAGCCAAUCUCCGCUCGGGGAACUCUUCGACCAUGGCUGUGACAGCAUAUCUACAGUAUUCAUUGCGCUCGGAGCAUGCAUCGCUGUUAAACUUGGAGAGUAUCCAACAUGGAUGUUCUUCCAGUGCUUCUGUGCGAUGACACUGUUCUACUGCGCUCACUGGCAGGCGUAUGUGACGGGCACGCUUAAGAUGGGCCGCAUUGACGUCACCGAAGCGCAAUACGCCAUCAUGGCUAUCCAGCUCGUCUCCGCCACACUCGGCUCCGACUUCUGGGCUACCAAGGUGGGCGGGCUGGAAGUGCGGUACUCGCUAGCCGGCGUGGCUGUGGUGGGUGCGGCGCUCACGCUGGGCACGUUGACCACGGCCAUACUGGCCGGCGGCGUCGGCAAGAAUGGCUCCACGGUUGCACUGGCGGGCGCGGAGUGGCCCUUGUCGCUGGUGGCGUGCGUACUGUCAGACGCCGCACAGCUGCUGCUGCUGGCCAACUUCGCCACCAUCUUCCGCAUCGGGGGGUGCGGCAAGAACGGCUCCACCGUCGCCCUCCCGACCAUCGACCUCAGCAUUAACUUGGUGUCCAACUAUGCCGUCGUCCUAAUGACCCUCUCUCUCGUGUUCGGCUACGUUAAAGUGAUAAUGAGAGGCGGCGUGGGGAAGAACGGCUCCACAGUCGCAGGCACCAGCAUCUUGUCGCCGGUGAUCCCCUUCUCGCUGGUGGUGGUGCCGGCCUUCAUCAUCUUCCAGAAGAGCGAGUCCCACGUCUACGAGAAUCACCCCUCGUUAUACAUACUGGCGUUCGGAAUGGUCGCCGCCAAGGUCACCAAUAGACUUGUGGUGGCACAUAUGACGAAGAGUGAGAUGGAGUACUACGACUGGUCUCUGCUGGGCCCCGCCAUGUUGUUCCUCAACCAGUAUUUCAACAACGCUCUGCCCGAGUACGUCGUGCUGUGGCUCUGCACGAUCUGGGUGUGCGUGGAUCUGAUCCGGUACUGCGGUCAGAUAUGUCUGGAGAUCUGCGAUCAUCUGAAGAUAUGUCUGUUCCGCAUCCCGCACCCCGGGGCGAGCGCGCCGAGCAUGCUCGCGAGCGCGCACGCCGAGCGCAACGUUUGCAGCGACAGCGAGAAGUCUGAGAGCGAAGAUUCUGCGCCGCUCCUCAACAAUAACUCUUUUACAACUUAACACAUUUUUGUAUUGUCCGUGUGUCUGUGUGUCUGUGUG